AUGGCAAAAAAGAGAGCGAGAGAAGCCGACGGUGCGACAGAAGCGGCCGACAAAAUGGCCGUGGACGGUGAUGAUAGCUCAGACGACGAGGACUUCGACAUGGUGAACGUCGAUUUCGAGUGGUUCAACUUCGAGCCCGAGAUUGACUUCCACGGCACCAAGUCGCUGCUGCGCCAGCUACUAGAUGUAGACCACUCCCUAUUCGACAUCUCGGGCCUAGCGGACCUGGUUCUCUCCCAGCCGACCAUCGGCUCAACCGUCAAGGUCGAUGGGAAGGAAACGGACCCUUACGCUAUGUUCACGGUGCUAAACCUGCAGGAGCACCGGAAGAAGAAACCCCUCGCAGACCUGACCAAGUACCUGACCCAAAAGGCUCAGACGACGGAGUCACUUUCAUCAAUACCGGGCGUGCUCUCGGCGGGGAACCACGUGGGCCUUGUUCUUUCAGAGCGACUCAUUAACAUGCCGUCCGAGAUCGCGCCGCCCAUGUACGGGAUGCUGAUCGACGAGGUGGAGGCGGCCGUCGAGGACAAGGAGCCAUACGAGUUCUCGCACUACCUGAUCCUGUCCAAGACGUACCAAGAGGUCGAGUCGACGCUCGACAUGGGCGAGCGGAAAAAGAAGAAGGGCAGGCAGGAGGCCGCCAUGUUCUAUUUCCACCCUGAGGACGAGGUGCUGCAGAAAUAUGCGGUGGCGUAUGGGAGCUACACGUUCACGAAUCAUGAUGAGGCUGUGGCGGAUAGCAAGCGGGCAUUCCAGGAGUUGGGUGUUAUGCCGAGCGGGUUUAUGAUUCUGAUUGAGGCUAGCAAGUUCGCGGAGGCGGCGAAGGCUGUUGGGGAGUAUUUGAGUCCGCCAUCAUAG
Molecule: messenger RNA, 861 nt
Organism: Pseudomassariella vexata
Lineage: Eukaryota; Fungi; Ascomycota; Sordariomycetes; Amphisphaeriales; Pseudomassariaceae
Product: p21-C-terminal region-binding protein-domain-containing protein
Exons: 2
Coding region: 1-861 (286 amino acids)
Cellular component (GO): nucleus
Source: RefSeq, a predicted model, not a curated record